Messenger RNA from Pneumocystis jirovecii RU7, 432 nucleotides. RefSeq lists its product as uncharacterized. Gene Ontology annotation, cellular component: microtubule cytoskeleton; cytosol. Gene Ontology annotation, molecular function: beta-tubulin binding. The transcript is spliced from 3 exons. The coding region runs from base 1 to 432 and encodes 143 amino acids. NCBI's taxonomy places the organism in Eukaryota, Fungi, Ascomycota, Pneumocystomycetes, Pneumocystales, Pneumocystaceae. The record is from RefSeq and is a predicted model, not a curated record. Gene Ontology annotation, biological process: post-chaperonin tubulin folding pathway; tubulin complex assembly.
AUGGGUCUUAAACUUGACUUUUCAGAAAAACAAAAAUCAGAAAUGGAUUCAGACGAUAAAAAUAUAUCAUCUAUACAUUUUUCACAUUCAUCUGGGUCUUCUCAGGCCCCAUCUGCCCGAGAAUUAGAAAUAAAAAUAGGAACUAUCAAACGUCUUAUUCGUGAUCUUUCUGUCUACAAAGAAGAACUUAAAACUGAAGAAGAUCGCUAUUUAAAAUGGAAAGAAGAUGGUGAAGAUGAAUAUGUUUUGCGAAAACAAAAACAAGUAAUUAAUGAGUGUUGGAGGAUGAUUCCAGAUACAGAACGCAGGCUUGCCUAUGCACUGGAAAAAUUACGCCAAGAUCAAAUGGAAGGGAAGAUUACAGAAGAAGAUAUUUUUUGUGUAGAAACGAUGGUAAAAGAAGCAGGGAUUGUUAUCGAACAUAGCAGAUGA